ACAUUUUUAUCACGAGAAGAAGAAUUUCAAGGGAACCUGCGCAGAGCGGUGGAGUUUUUAUUUAAAGGAUGCCGUUCCAUUUUUGCCCCCAGUGCGGGACGAAGCUGCAGCCUGACUUCAGAUUUUGUCCAUCGUGCGGAGAGAAACUUCCCUGCAGCGCUGACGAACCAGGGGUUGGGAGUUCAGCUGCCCCCUUAAAGGACGAGGCAACAACAGCCGUAAUUAACACAAGCCCUGCUGCAAAAGUGCCCACCAAGGACGGUAAAUCUCCUAUUUCACCUCGCCCUGCUCUGCGAAACACCCGUAACACCCUGCAGCUGCAGAAAAACGUUAAAUUCAACAUCCAGGGUGCGUCUCCUUCAUCAUCUCCUGACACGACUGAAGCUAUGAGUGUUGGGAGUCAAACAUCUCCCACCUCUCCCAUCUCUCACACGGUCAGGGCUAACCUGGAGAUAAAGCCAACCUCCGAGGCUUCAUCACCAUCUGCUGUAAAAUCUCCCCGACCAGUGAGGGGGAAGGCCAAGCUGUCGAGCCCCACCAAGAAGGAGGCAGAAGAGGGAAAGAUCCCCUGUGAUAAAGCAACAGAAGCAUUAAAGGUGGAGCGGCCCGUGUCCUCCAAGUCUCCUCUGAAGGGAGGGGGGAGCAAAGCCAAGAAGGCGAAGCAUGCCUCCUUACUGGAGCCGCUGCAGGAAGGCGAGGAGCUGACGGACAAGACGGGGAAGAAGUGGAAACUGGUGAAGCUGAUUGGUCAGAGCCCGACAGACCUCCUUUAUGAAGUCGCUCAACCCAGGUCAAAAGAAGCCGAUCACGUCCUCAAACUGGGAGCUAAAGAUGGGAAAAUCUUCACUGAGCAGAACUUCCUGCAGCGAGCUGCUAAAUCUGCAUCUGUGGAAAAGUGGAUCAAGCAGAACAAGAUGGAUUUCCUGGGGAUUCCUAACUGCGUUGGUUUUGGUCUUCAUGCAGACUCCUACAGGUUCCUGGUUUUCCCCAACAUGGGCUCCUCCCUGCAGUCCGUCAUGGAGGAAGGAAACGGGCUUCUCUCUGAGGAGGCGGUUCUUCAGCUCGCCUGUCGAUUACUGGACGUGCUGGAGUUCAUCCAUUCAAACGAGUACGUUCAUGCCGACAUUAACGCAGAGAACGUCUACAUCAAGGCUGGACAGAGAUCACAGGUGUAUCUGGUGGGAUACUGCCAUGCCGUCAGGUACUGCCCAGGAGGCCAACACGUGGAGUACCGCGAAAACAGCCGAAUGCCACACGAGGGCGCCAUAGAGCUCAUCAGCCUGGACGCACACAACGGAGCAGCCCCGUCCCGUCGCAGUGACCUGCAGUCUCUGGGUUACUGCAUGCUCAUGUGGCACACGGGAACGCUGCCGUGGCUCGACCUCGCUCAGCCGGAGCAGGUGGCCACCCAGAAGCGGAGGUAUGUGGAUGAUGUGAAAGCCCUGCUGAGCUUCUGCUUUGGGAAGAGAAAAGUUCCAGGGGCAUUUCAGAGCUUCCUGACAGCAGUGAUGGCUCUGCAGUACGACGAGGAACCAAACUACUCAGAGCUGAAGGCUGAACUCAGCGCUGCCUUGCAGCAGCUGGGGGGGUCGGUGGAUCAGCCUCUAAAUAUAUCCAUGUAGACUGGCCCAGAAGAUGAGAGCCUGAACAUUUUGCUAAGUUUUAGCAGCUGAAAUUUUCUAAAGCACUAAAGCCUGUCCAGUUCAACAUUUGCUAACGUUUGGGUCAACAUUUCAAGAGAUUUCCAGAGGAUUUCUAGGAGGGUCCCAUGAUACACUGCACUGGGCUAUUUGGUUUUAAAUUCAAUAAGAUGUUGACACUGUUGCUGUUCUGGGACUUUCUUUUAACGUUUGUCGAUUUUACUUCACUGAAUUUUGUUGUUUAUAACUUGUGAAUUUUUCUGAAUGUGAAUAAAAAAUAAAGUUUGCUGCUUUUCUCCCAUCCUUGUUUCUGCUGAACAUUUACAAGAGUAUGUGUAUUAAACUAAAUAAAAUGUUAUAAACUGUG
Fundulus heteroclitus (mummichog) is the source of this 2007-nucleotide messenger RNA. RefSeq names its product VRK serine/threonine kinase 3 (gene vrk3). The coding region runs from base 69 to 1622 and encodes 517 amino acids. The record is from RefSeq and is a predicted model, not a curated record. Gene Ontology annotation, cellular component: cytoplasm; nucleus. Gene Ontology annotation, biological process: signal transduction; peptidyl-serine phosphorylation. The transcript is spliced from 16 exons. Lineage: Eukaryota; Metazoa; Chordata; Actinopteri; Cyprinodontiformes; Fundulidae. Gene Ontology annotation, molecular function: ATP binding; protein serine/threonine kinase activity.